Messenger RNA from Thyridium curvatum, 963 nucleotides. RefSeq lists its product as uncharacterized. The record is from RefSeq and is a predicted model, not a curated record. The transcript has a single exon. Bases 1 to 963 code for a protein of 320 amino acids. Lineage: Eukaryota; Fungi; Ascomycota; Sordariomycetes; Thyridiales; Thyridiaceae.
AUGCGACCAGAUCAGCCAGGAGCGCACUUCUUCACCGUAUUCGAGGAACUCAACAAGGACGAAAUGGCUGCCAUGAGACCGCACGCCUUGGCCUACCAGACAACCUACCUCCAGUGCGGUGUGGCCGCACCGUCACAGACAACAGCUACCGGCAGAAAGUACGACUGGGGUGGGUCUUCAAAUAUGUCUGCAUACAUCAUAGACUCUGGCCUCUGGACAGCGUGCAAGGAGUCCCGGGAAGCCAUGGAGAAGCGAUGGAAGAUACAGCACUGGACCCAAAAUCGAGAGCUUGCUGCCAAGGACAAUCGGUGGGGUGAGCGAGACGUUGGUUUCAAAGGCGCACCAGCAAUGGGACUGAUUCCCUCGAAGGACAGUGUUCGUUUCCAGGCGUUCACAGUCGUACCGAAUUCCGAUCUGUUCUGCGUACAGCCAUUUGACUUCGCCAGUAUAAGUUGGGAGGGGCUUCUGAGCUCGGUCCCCUUCUUCCACUAUUCCUGGGGCUGGGACCAGGUCUUGCAUAUCGCCCUCGAGUUUGAUCCUUCUUGGGCCGUGGACCUCAAUUCGAAAGGCAGUAUUUCUAAAAAGCCAACAUUGCUAAACUUAUGCAGAGCGCUAGAUGGAGAGCUUGAAUGGGGUUCCUAUAGUAAGGUCUGGCUUAUUGAUUACAGCAUCGAGCGGCGCCGGGGAGAGCCUCUCAACGCCAACAGAAAGCAAUUUGCGGGGCACAACUGUCGUUUUGUAGAAGUGCAGGAAGGGGAUCCGGGUUGGCUAGUCAAUGGCUUCAUCAUUCCUGAAUAUUGGUAUGGUCGAACACAGUAUGAGAAGGACAAACCAUCUGACGUGUUCGAAUUCUUGGCGGAGAUACGUGAAUGGUUCGACUGCUGGAACGAGGACAUGAAGCUCAAUAGACGUACACCGUCAAUCUCAGGGGUAAUGGCCUGCGAGAGAGAUAAAACACGGUGA